AUGGAUUCUUCGAAUAUGGCUAAGAUUUCUGCUUCUGCUCCUUUGGACCAAGUUAUUCAGGACGCAGUGGAGCAAACGAUCAAGCCAUCCAUAAAUAUUGGAAUCAAGUGUUCAUGUUGGGAAAACAGGAGUAGUUGUCCACCGAGUGCAAUUCCCACACCAUGCUCUGCGCCAGACUGUGUUUAUGCCUAUCUCGAUAGCGGACAGCCCUCUUAUGAACGCUUCAAAAUUCGACUCAGCAAUGUCAACAAACACAUUACAGUCAAGACAAUGAAGAAAUUCCUCCAAUCACAGGGUUUUGACACAUCAAAAAUCAAACCAGUUGGUCGAGGGCUUUUCUUCAUAACCUUUCGAUCCGCGGAGGAUAGAGAUAAGGCCGUUGAAAAACUGAAUGGAUAUUUCUUUAAAGGACGAACUCUUAAUGCUGAGUCAAAAACAAAGGGCGAUCAAGAGCAGUCCCACAGCUCUCCAUCUUUAAAGAAACGGAAGGUUGGCAAUGCUGCUGAAGUACCGGACACAGCUGAUCCCAAUGUAAGUGUCGCGUCCCUCUACCAAAUGACCUACGAUCCGGAUCAGCUGAGGAAAAAGCAAAACAGUGCUAUUGAGUGCUUGAAAAAGGUCCGAAACGCAGUGAAAAAGGUCAAUAAAUUCAAAUACUGUGACCUCUGCCUUGAAUCCGGGUUCAUGUCGAGCUCCAGAAAAUCCUUGGGUCCCGAAAUUUGUCCGAUCAUGCCAUCAGUGAGUUUUAUGUGUCUUAAUACUACAGUUUAA
Messenger RNA from Echinococcus granulosus, 771 nucleotides. Its product is annotated as tRNA (uracil-5-)-methyltransferase A. The transcript has 7 exons. Lineage: Eukaryota; Metazoa; Platyhelminthes; Cestoda; Cyclophyllidea; Taeniidae. The record is from RefSeq and is a predicted model, not a curated record. Bases 1 to 771 code for a protein of 256 amino acids. Gene Ontology annotation, molecular function: RNA binding.